CUUUGAAGGGGGGGCCGGAAUCCUGCGUUUUAAAAACUCUCCCUUUCUCGCUCGGAAAAGGAAGCAAACAAGCGAGGGGCCAGCCCGCCAGGGAGCAGCAAGAUCAAAGCGCGUUUGGGAAGGGCAGACGCCGCCAGGGAGCGACCGGAUCAAGGUGCUGCGAGCUGAUCCGCAGAUCGGGAGAGAGCUGCUCCUGUAAAGCUCUGCUUGGAAGAGGCGAACAAAAACAGACCUAUCGGGGCGAAAAGGAACGGGGAUCUUCGGAUGUUUUACUGUGGAUUUUCUUCCCCCCUUCUCGACCACAGAUUUUUCUUCUUCCUUCGAAACGACCAGAUCUAAAUUAUUUUUUUCUCUGUUUUUUUUUUUAGUUUUUGGCUCGCCCCCAUCCCCAUUUUUGUAAACACCAGGUUUCCUCUUCCCCCUUCUGCACUUUUGGGCUGGAUUUAGCACCUACUUUGAUCACCUAAGGAUCUAAAAUCUUGUGCCUUUUUUUUCCUUUGCAACAUUAAAGAAAAUAUAUUUUUUUUUGUUUGGAAACGAAACUCCCUCCGCAUCACCUCGCCCGAGGGCUUCUCCUUUGAACCACCGCUGAAGAAAAUACUUCCAUAUCCCGUGGAGUUUCUUUGGACCGGGGGAGGGGGGCAGAGGGCAUGUUUCGCUCUUCCCAAAUCACCCCAGACCCCUUUCUUUGCCUCUUAGUGGAUAAUCCCCCCACCACACGCACGCUUUAAAGAAACUGUAGGGGUUUCCUCCUUUUUGCUGUUGUUUUUGUGGAUCUAGAAGGAUUUGCGAAGAGAGGGAGCAAGGCAGACUUGAACCCGAGCCUUUUCCCAAGAGACUGGCGCAUGCUUCACCUUGCUUCGCCUGCGUCUCCCGCAGCAGGCAGCGCGCGGCGGCCGGCGCCCCCAUCUCCCCCCGGCUCCGUCCUCUGUUUCCACUUCAUCCCCAUCAUUUCAGGCUGCUUCUACUGGCUGCCUGGACUCGGCUCCCGGAUUCUUCAUGAGUUGCGGACGACAUGCCCGUUUUUUAGCCGGGGAACCUUCUUCUCGUCCCGCAUGUUCAGGACCAAACGAUCGCUGCUCGUCCGAAGACUCUGGCGGAGCCGUGCGCCCGGCGGGGAGGAAGAAGGCGGCGAGCUUGGAGAGGGGGCCGCCGACAGCCGGGCGCAUGGGGCGGGAGGCGGCGGCGGAGGAAGCCGGGGUUGCUGCAUGGGCAAGUCGGGGAAGCUCGCCAAGGCACACCUCGGAUCGGAGGCUGAACUGAAAGCGCUGACCCACUCGGUGCUGAAGAGGCUGAAGGAGAAGCACCUGGAGGGCCUCCUGCAAGCCGUGGAGUCCCGGGGGGGCACGCGGACCUCCUGCCUCCUGUUGCCCACCAAGGUGGACUCCAAACUGGGCCAGCAUUGGUACUCGCUCCCUCUGCUGCUGUGCAAAGUCUUUCGGUGGCCCGAUCUCAGGCACUGCUCGGAAGUCAAGAGGUUAUGUUGCUGUGAAUCUUAUGGGAAAACGCACCCGGACCUGGUCUGCUGCAACCCCUAUCACCUCAGCAGGCUCUGUGAACUAGAGUCUCCCCCUCCUCCUUAUUCGAGAUAUCCAAUGGAUUUUCUCAAACCAAGUGCAAGUUGUCCAGACUCUGUGCCUUCCUCCACUGAGACAGGGGGAACUAAUUAUCUGGCCCCUGGGGGGCUUUCAGAUUCCCACGUUCUGCAAGAGCCAGGGGAUCCUUCACACUGGUGCGUGGUUGCAUACUGGGAAGAAAAAACACGCGUGGGCCGGCUGUAUUCUGUCCAAGAACCGUCCCUGGAUAUCUUCUAUGAUCUACCUCAGGGGAAUGGCUUCUGCCUCGGACAGCUCAACUCGGACAAUAAAAGCCAGCUGGUGCAGAAAGUCCGCAGCAAGAUUGGCUACGGCAUCCAGCUGACCAAGGAGGUCGACGGGGUGUGGGUUUAUAACCGCAGCAGUUACCCCAUUUUCAUCAAGUCGGCCACACUGGACAAUCCCGACUCCAGGACGUUGCUAGUGCACAAGGUGUUCCCAGGCUUUUCCAUCAAAGCGUUUGACUACGAGAAAGCGUACAGCUUGCAGAGGCCCAACGACCACGAAUUCAUGCAGCAGCCGUGGACUGGCUUCACCGUUCAGAUCAGCUUUGUGAAAGGCUGGGGCCAGUGUUAUACGAGACAGUUCAUCAGCAGUUGCCCUUGCUGGUUGGAGGUUAUUUUCAAUAACCGAUGAUGACUCAAGAGACUUAGGCCGGACUCAACAAUGACCUUUUAUAACUACUUUGCUGCUAAAUAUCUCCUUCUGAGUGCUUGCUUUUUCAUGCAAACUUUUUUUGUUCGUUUGUUUUCUGUUUUGAGAAAUAGCUUAUGGAAAGAUUUCUCUCUCUGUGUUUCUUUUCCUUUUCUUUUCUUUUUCAGUUUUGGUAUUUCGAUAAGUUUCUUUUCUUCUUUAAAGUGUGAAUGACCAAUAACUCAGAAGGGGGAAAGGAAGGCACGUGGGAACGGGGGUGGGAUGGGGUGGAGUGGAGAAGAGUUUCACUUGAACGUACUUCAUUCAUUAGUGGGUCAUUUUGUACCCUUUAAGUUAUUGCCCGAAUGUGGUGGGAGGAAUUGGACGCAGCUUGGUUUAUACAUAGCUCCCUCUCAAAUUCAAACAGUGGUACAGGUUCCUGCCCCCCUUCCUCACACCCUCUUUGUGAACACACAUCAAUUUGGAGACCUGUGUUUGCUCCCAGAGUUCUUGCGCACGUGGCUUUUACCCUGCUUGUUUCAGUCGAGGGAUCAGAUCUACACAUGCACAACGAGGGAUACAACGAAUGGAAAGGCUGGAGAUCUCCAAACGCACAUUGGAGUUGCCAUGCUUGUAGGAAGGAAAGAAGGAUAACCUCUUUGGUUUGCCUUGCAAACUCGGUGCUAAACCAUUUGCAGGAGUCUGCCGCUGUGCGAUGCCUUUGUGCCGAUCUCGAAGCAACAUGCAUUUCAUUUCGCUGCAGCUUCUGCCCUUUGUGGCAGAUCAAUCCAUCUGCUGUUUGUCACAAACACACCAACUCCUUUGCUGGUAUGAAGGAAGCCGACCCUCUGCAGUGACGGAAAACCUAUUGUGGGUCCCUGGUGCCGAGCGAAUGUCCACAGCCCACAUAAAGACAAGCAGAGUCAGAUUAGGGAGCAAAUGCAGCCGAGUAAAUCUUUUGCCAACAAUCUUACAACCUUUUCUUCUCUUUUUCUCCCCCCUUCCUGCCCUCUCCACUGCGGCCAUCUGCUGCUUUAACACUUCAUGUCUGUGUCAUUUGGGGGUGGGGGCGAGAAGCAUGGGCUCGGAAGGGCAUGCCCAUUUUCCCAUUGCGCUUAGUGAUCAUUUGUGAUGCCAGGAAAACAAUUAAGGUGCAUGGCCUGUGCUUUUCAAAUUGAUCUGCGAUGCAGACUUGUUUCAGACCUUUUUCUUUUUUUUAAUAAAAAAAAAAGACGAAAGGGAAUUUCAGUAUUUAUCCCCUUGUAACCUGCCCUGAUCAGGUUUGCAACAGUACUGUUCGCAUCCAGAAAUUGCAGUCAUUCAUUUAUUUCUUCUUGAAUUCAUACACUUAGUAUGAUAAUUUUACACUGUUCUUAGCUCAAUGAGCAUGUUUAGACCUUAACAUAAGCUAUUUUUCUAAAUAUAAAAGGUUUAAGUGAACAAGAGAAGCAUUCUCAUUGGAAUUUUAGCAUUGAAGUGCUUUGGAAAACAAAAAACAAAACAACAACAAAAAAAGAGACUCCUUUAAAAAAAGAAACCCUGAGAUUUAUUAAAAGAAAAAAAUGUAUUUUAUGUUAUAUAUAAAUAUAUUAUUACUUGUAAAUAUAAAGACGUUUUAUAAGCAUCAUUAUUUAUGUAUUGUGCAAUGUGUAUAAACAAGAAAUAAGAAAAGAUGCACUUUGCUUUAAUAUAAAUGCAAAUAACAAAAUGCCAAAUUAAAAAAAAAAAGAUAAGAUC
Molecule: messenger RNA, 3965 nt
Organism: Podarcis raffonei (Aeolian wall lizard)
Lineage: Eukaryota; Metazoa; Chordata; Lepidosauria; Squamata; Lacertidae
Gene: SMAD7
Product: SMAD family member 7
Exons: 4
Coding region: 846-2231 (461 amino acids)
Biological process (GO): BMP signaling pathway; anatomical structure morphogenesis; regulation of transcription by RNA polymerase II
Cellular component (GO): heteromeric SMAD protein complex
Molecular function (GO): I-SMAD binding; transcription regulator inhibitor activity
Source: RefSeq, a predicted model, not a curated record